Messenger RNA from Helianthus annuus (common sunflower), 728 nucleotides. RefSeq lists its product as uncharacterized. The record is from RefSeq and is a predicted model, not a curated record. Lineage: Eukaryota; Viridiplantae; Streptophyta; Magnoliopsida; Asterales; Asteraceae. Bases 15 to 728 code for a protein of 237 amino acids. The transcript is spliced from 3 exons.
GGCGUCGUUUCCGGAUGAGUAAGCGGUUGUUUCUACGCAUAGUCAACGACUUGGAAGCCAACUACGAUUAUUUUAAACAAAAACCGGAUGCGAGAGGGGCACUUGGAUUUACCGGUAUCCAAAAGUGUACGUCGGCAUUACGAAUCCUUGCUUAUGGUAACACUACCGACAUCAACGACGAGUAUCUAAAAAUGGCGGAGAAAACUACACGAGAUAGCUUGGAACAUUUUUGUCGCGGUAUAAUUGAUGUGUACGGUGCGCGUUAUCUUAGAAUGCCUACAUGGGAGGACCUUCAAAAGAUCUACGAGGUACAUAAUGCCGAGCAUGGUUUGCCUGGUAUGAUCGGAAGCAUAGAUUGCAUGCAUUGGCGUUGGGAUAACUGCCCGACUGCAUGGCGAGGCCAACACACACGUGGUGACCAAAAAGGACCCACUAUUAUUCUUCAGGCGGUUGCUUCACAGGACCUUUGGGUUUGGUCGGCUUACUUUGGCGUGGUCGGGUCAAGCAAUGAUAUCAAUGUUAUUGAACAAUCGCCGUUGUUAGAGGAGUGGAUUUCUGGCAAAGCUCCAAAAGCGUCGUUUUACGCAAAUGGAAACUACUACCCCCAUGGAUAUUAUUUGAGCGACGGAAUUUAUCCUAGACGAAGGAAAGGCGAUAUGCCAGAAUUAUGUGCCAGAAGCCGUUCAACAGGAGCAUCCGCAGGCGUCAAUGGAAGAAAGAGUGAGUAA